CGGAGCAUGUCCAUUGUACGAGGUGUUCUGAAAGAGUACCGCGAUUGUUGAGCUGCAGUCUGAUAAAUGCGUGAUUUCUUUAAAGUUAUUUCAUUCGCUGUAGCCGGUCGUCGCCUUUUAACUCCGAGUCGUCUGAGAUUUACGUCAUAUGUGAGUCUUACGGGAAAGUAACGGGUGGUUACAGGGAAGAACAGCGACGGUCCCACCAUAGGAAUUUCUUCGUUAGCGGCAGCUCAGCCACCUUGCGGUCUUGCUAGCACCGGGGCAAGCUAACGUUAGCUGCAGCUGUGUUGUUGUGUGUAUCUGGCGGAUAUCUGCUGGGAUAUGUCUUCAACCAGAGAGUGUAACGUUUUAGCAUAGGUCGGCACAGUUACAGAUAAACAACAGGGGCUGUUAGCUCUCGAAGUAGCCACUUAGCCGAGCUAGCUAGCUAACGUUAACGCCACCGGAUUGUCUUUCACAAAAGGGCAGCGCGUGAACAAGAGACUUGGAAGCCAGGCUAGCGCUGUUUUAUCUACUGUUUUUUAAUUUGCUGGGCUGUUGCACACAGAGCAAAACAACAGUACAGAAUGAAUGGGUUCAGCACAGAGGAGGACAGCCACGACGGACCGCCGGCUCCGCCGUUUUAUGGACAGAGCUGCUGUCUGAUCGAGGACGGUGAGCGCUGCGGCCGGUCAGCUGGAAACGCCUCCUUCAGCAAGAGGAUCCAGAAGAGCAUAUCCCAGAAGAAGCUCAAACUGGACAUUGACAAGAGCGUGAGACACCUUUAUAUCUGCGACUUCCACAAGAACUUCAUCCAGAGCGUCCGCAACAAGAGGAAGAGGAAGACCAGUGAUGACGGAGGAGAGUCCCCAGAUCAUGAUGUGGAGGUUCCUGAGGUCGACCUUUUCCAGCUGCAGGUGAACACAUUGAGACGCUACAAGCGACACUACAAGCUGCAGACCAGGCCUGGACUCAAUAAGGCCCAGCUGGCAGAGACGGUGAGUCGUCACUUCAGGAAUAUCCAGGUGAAUGAGAAGGAGACGCUGACCUACUUUAUUUACAUGGUGAAGAGCAGCAAGAGCCGCUUGGACCAGAAAGGAGACGGCGGCAAACCGCUGGACUAAACUCCGCAGCGACCACCACAGCAGCAGUAGCUCCAGACUAAACCAACAAUUCUCCACAGCUUUCCACAAAAAACCUGGACACCACUAACAGCAGCAGCAACCAAAACCAGCUCCUCCUGCAGCCCUGCCACCGUCCCACUCCUCUGUAAGACCACAAUACAAACUCUUGUUGUCCUUAGAGGACGUGUCUCUGAAACGGAGGAGAAUUCAGGGUGGGAUGAGUUAUCUUUAGCUCAGUAUACCCUCUUCACAUAAAAACUGUCUUCGCGCAUGUCGUCACGAUGGUCAUUUCCUCUUCCUAUCCUCCGCAAAAACCAGGUCUCUAAAGACUGUCGUGGACCAGGACUCACUCCGCAGGGUUUUUACGUCGUUAUGCUGUAAUGUAAACUGUCUAUAUGUACAAAAGAACAGCGUCCGAUCUGCAGUUGGUUGAAUGCAAUGUACAAUAGCUGCCUUAAGAGUAAAAAAAAAACGAGGGGUAUUUUUUUCUUUGCCGAGUUGACUGUUAACACGUUCACCAAGAGAAACGCUUGUGCCAAACAGGAAAGCUUGUUGGAACUGAAUGAUGCUGAGUGGGGUUGUUUUUUUAUUUUUAAUAAUGAAUGAAUGACUGGUUGGGAGGGGGCGCUGCCUUUGCUAAAGUUACACCCAGCAUAUCAGGGCUCAGGGUCAGUUUUAGUGGCACCAAAUUCACACAAAACUCAAUAAUGUUUAAAAUAUUCUAGAACAAGCUGAUCUCAGUCCCUACGUCAUUUUUUUCGUCACCCUUUUCCAACUGGACGUGAUGCGUUUAAAGACAGGUGGUGGUGAAUGAUGUAGCAUUUGGCUAUGACCCACUCUUCUCCUUCUCGCUAGCUGUUUUAUGUACGUAUGAACACACACAUGCUGUUUAAUUUUCUCUGUGCAUCGCAGGUGUUGGUAGCUUUUUUUUUUUUUUUGUAGCCCAGUUUUCUAUCAUUCUCUUUAGUUCAGCCUUAAGUUGUAUAAAGUUGUGUCUGUGUGCAUAUAUGAUUUAGAUUUCUCCAUUUUUUUUCCACCUGAAGUGGAACUUGUGUGUGUAUGUGUGUGUGCGUGAGUGUGAUAGGGGUGUAAGAUUAAUUAUUAGCGUCAUUUUAAUAUUUAAGAGCAGUGUUUAUAGUGGACAACGUCUUUACAUACCUGGAUGUAUUUUAAGAGGCUGGGUUAAUAGGUUGUUUUUCUCAUCUCAUAAUCGAAUUAAUUUAUGCCUUUUGUUCAGUAUCAGCCAGCCAUUCAGGUCCAACACAAAUCUAAAUCUAAAUCUCCCAUCACAACUGAAUUGUUUGAAUUGUUUCAUGACUUUAUGACCAUCUUGACUUCUUAAAUUAUUUCAUUUGUUUAGUAAAGAACUCACUUGUGAAAUGAAUAAGAAAACCGAAUUGAAGAAUGUCACCAUCUGUCUGAUCAGGGCUUAUAUGUGUAUACAAAUAAGCCACAAGCCAUGAUGGGAAAUGACCAGUAGCCCUUUUGGCAGGUAGCCUCCCAGCGACAGCUGAAACAGCUGAUAUACGACACUGCAGAAAACCUACACGUUAAUUUAAAUCCUAAACACACUGCUGAAACCUCCAACGGACAACUAUUUGUUUCGCAUCUUCUCAAACUCCACCUCUGUGAUUUGUUGUUUAUGUUGGUGACUGCAUAGAUUGUACACACAGUUUUUUGGGGGGGUCCUGCAUCCUCUGUCACACAUCGUAUUUAAGUUUGUCCACCACACUGAGUUCGUCUACUUUCAACAGGGUUCUUUUUUUUGUGUCUGUCUGUUUAUAUUUUCAGUUUUGCUUGUAGGUUUGUUAGCGUCAUGUAGAUAACACCCAACUUUAUUAACAUAUAGGCCAUGCCUCAUUAACCUAAUUGUUGUAUUAGAUUAAAAAAACAUAUUUAAAUAUGGCUGCUUAUUGCUCCUAAUAUUAAUAAAUGUAUUGUACAG
Molecule: messenger RNA, 3051 nt
Organism: Epinephelus fuscoguttatus (brown-marbled grouper)
Lineage: Eukaryota; Metazoa; Chordata; Actinopteri; Perciformes; Serranidae
Gene: sap30l
Product: sap30-like
Exons: 4
Coding region: 570-1106 (178 amino acids)
Biological process (GO): regulation of DNA-templated transcription
Cellular component (GO): histone deacetylase complex
Molecular function (GO): protein binding; transcription coregulator activity
Source: RefSeq, a predicted model, not a curated record